GCGUUCUGUGCUGCAAGAGAGAGGAACCGGUGGGCACGAAACAGUGUAAUUGGUGUAAAAUGGCGCUGUCGCAAGGAACAAAGAAAAAAGUUUGCUAUUACUAUGACGGUGAUGUGGGGAACUACUACUAUGGCCAGGGCCAUCCCAUGAAGCCCCACAGGAUUCGCAUGACCCACAACCUCCUCCUCAACUAUGGCCUGUACAGGAAAAUGGAGAUCUACAGACCACACAAAGCCAGUGGUGAAGAGAUGACAAAGUACCACAGUGAUGACUAUAUAAAGUUCCUCAGGUCCAUUCGACCAGACAACAUGUCAGAGUACAGCAAGCAGAUGCAGAGAUUCAAUGUUGGAGAGGACUGUCCAGUGUUUGAUGGCCUGUUUGAAUUUUGUCAGCUCUCAACGGGUGGAUCUGUUGCUGGGGCAGUGAAACUGAACAAGCAGCAAACAGACAUCGCUAUCAACUGGGCUGGUGGACUUCAUCACGCCAAGAAAUCAGAGGCCUCUGGUUUCUGCUAUGUCAAUGACAUUGUCCUGGCAAUCCUUGAACUGCUUAAAUACCAUCAGAGGGUGUUAUACAUUGACAUUGACAUCCACCACGGUGAUGGAGUUGAGGAGGCGUUCUACACCACAGACAGGGUCAUGACCGUCUCUUUUCACAAGUAUGGGGAGUACUUCCCUGGAACAGGCGAUUUGAGGGACAUUGGAGCUGGAAAAGGGAAAUACUAUGCAGUGAACUACCCACUGAGAGACGGGAUCGAUGAUGAGUCCUACGAAGCCAUCUUCAAACCAAUCAUGUCCAAAGUGAUGGAGAUGUACCAGCCGAGUGCUGUGGUCCUCCAGUGUGGAGCAGAUUCCCUCUCUGGAGAUCGACUGGGCUGCUUCAACCUCACCAUCAAAGGUCAUGCUAAAUGUGUGGAGUACAUCAAAAGUUUCAACCUGCCCCUGCUGAUGCUGGGCGGAGGUGGCUACACUAUUCGGAAUGUGGCCCGAUGCUGGACCUAUGAAACUGCGGUUGCUUUGGACUGCUCCAUCCCCAACGAGCUGCCCUACAAUGACUACUUUGAGUACUUCGGACCCGACUUCAAGCUGCACAUCAGCCCGUCCAACAUGACCAACCAGAACACCAAUGAGUACCUGGAGAAGAUCAAGCAGCGCCUGUUUGAAAACCUGCGCAUGCUGCCACACGCCCCCGGGGUCCAGAUGCAGGCGAUCCCAGAGGACGCCCCCCACCCAGACAGCGGAGACGAGGAUGAGGAGGACCCCGACAAACGAGUCUCCAUCCGCGCCCAUGACAAGAGGAUAGCCUGCGAGGAGGAGUUUUCUGACUCUGAGGAUGAGGCGGAGGGGCAGGGAGGAGGACGCAGGAACGCAGCUAAUCACAAGAAGGCUAAACGAGUGAAGAAGGAGGAGGAGAAGGAAGGAGAAGAAAAGAAAGAAGUGAAAGAGGAAGAGAAGGAGGAGGAGAAAAUGGAUACAUCAGGACCAAAAGAAGAGGCAAAGGCAACUUGAGAGCCGACGCAGGGAUAAACUGAUAACCGUACUGUUCCUCAAUUCUUCUACUUCAUCGAUAGGACUUUUUGUACUGUUUUAUCACGCACUCUUAUCGGCAAACCUUGUUCACACUGGAUCCUUUGCAUUUGUUUGGAAGCUUCCAAUUGCUCCCAAGACUCUGUUUUACACCAGGCCCACGUGGAGCUCUGCGUAUGGAAAACGAAUGCCAUAAACCCUCAGAUGCUGCUGUGUGAACCAGGCUUGUGCAUUAAGAUGAAAGCCGCCCAGACCGAUACUGUUCCUAUCAUAGUAUUUCAGAUUCGGGGCCAACGGUAAAACCCCUGCAGAGUCUUAGCCGCUUUGUGUAGUGUUCACAUGCAAAAGGCUUCUUUAUUUAGUCUGUUUUUAAACACCUAUUUAUGAAACUGUUAGAAUAACCAGCGCUGGGGCCCGUCUGGUUGGCUGUUAAUUUAUCAGUAAAUGCAUGUUGAGACUCCUCGCCUUUAGCAUGUACAUAUUAGUCCCUUUGCAGACAGACCCCGACUGCCCUGUAACUUAUUUUAAACCAUGAAUACAGUCUGUCCCUGAGCCCCUCGUCUUCCUCUGAAUAUCCACUCCUAGCCCCUCCUCUUCUUCUUCGUCCUUUCCCUGCAGAGUUUGGAUGUCGAGUAUGAAUGAAUGUGUGAUUUACGUUGGGAAGUGUGACUUGUUUUAGACAUUUUGUAUCGUUAUACGUUAAAGCUGGAGCUGCCGCUGCUAAACGACACUCCACAUGUGUUGUUUGGAGUUCUAUCCUUGUGAAAUGUGCAUUAUCUUGAAAUUUGUUAUAAAAAAAAUAAAGAAAUUAUCCUCA
Molecule: messenger RNA, 2343 nt
Organism: Sphaeramia orbicularis (orbiculate cardinalfish)
Lineage: Eukaryota; Metazoa; Chordata; Actinopteri; Kurtiformes; Apogonidae
Product: probable histone deacetylase 1-B
Exons: 12
Coding region: 60-1508 (482 amino acids)
Biological process (GO): heterochromatin formation
Cellular component (GO): NuRD complex
Molecular function (GO): histone deacetylase activity
Source: RefSeq, a predicted model, not a curated record